UCAGCCAGCGGUGAACGGUGAACCUCGGCGGGGAGAGGAAAAUCGAGCGCCACUCAUGUUUUCAUCAAGUCAGGAAGAUCACAGCGCGCCCACCAAGGAUCCCGUGAAGUACGGAGAACUCAUCGUCCUGGGCAAAUUAUCCUGACUUUUCACCUGCCUGUCCUUCUUGCCAUCCUCACUGCACACUGUCUUCGACUUGUUUCUAUAAACCUCCUCUCUUACCUUAACAUCUUGUAUCCUAACAUCCUGGUUUCCACCCACCUGCCAAAUUAGUUUAAACCCUCCCCAACAGCUAAAUUAAACAUUCCCGCCAGAAUAUUGGACCCUUUGGAGUUUCGGUGUAACCCAUCCUUAGUGAAUAGGUCGUGCCUCCCCCAAAAAAGGUCCCAAUGAUAUAGAAAUUUGAAGCCCUGCCCCCUGCACCAGUCACUCAGCCACGCAUUCAUCUGCCAGAUCUUUCUAUUCUUACUUCCAUUAGCACGUGGCACAGGUAGUAAUCCUGAAAUUACCACUUUAGAGGUCCUACUUCUCAACUUUCUUCCUAACUCCUUGUAUUCCUCCUUCAGGACCUCUUCUCUUUUUCUACUGAUGUCAUUGGUACCUACAUGUACCAAGACUUCUGGCUGAUCACCCUCUCCCCUCAGAAUAUUCUGGACCCGGUCCGUGACAUCCUGCACCCUGGUAACAGGGAGGCAACACACCAUCCAGGAUUCAUUGUCGGUUUUGCAGAAUCUGUUAUCUGUUCCCCUCACUAUAGAAUCCCCAAUAACCACUGCAUUACUCUUUCCCCGCUGGACCACAGUACCAGGCACAGUGCCAAAGUCCCGGUUGCUGUGGUCUUUCUCUCUCUCCACCUGCCCUCUCUCUGUCUCUCCCAACCUGUUCUUUCUCUCCCUUUCUCCUACCUGUCUUUCCCCUCUCUCCCCUGCUGCUGUUCCUCUCUCUCGUCCACCUGCCACUCCAGCUCAUCUAUUCCUAGCCCCCACCAUUCUCUCAUCCCCCAUCUCCCUCUCCCCCCACAUACCUCCCUUCCAUCCCACCACCCUCACUCUCCCUACCUUCAGAACCCUGUCCCCACCCCUUCUCUCUCCCUCCCCCUUUCCCCACUCCUUCCUCAUAAUCCCCGACUCAUCCCACCUCCCCCAUAUUCCUCUACCUUGUACUUCCCCUCUCCUCUCCCCAUACUGUAUCCCCAUCGCCUCCUAACUUCCCCAUGACUUUCCUUUUCCUCCCAUACUCCCUCUUCUGCUCACUCUCCCCAGUUCACUCUCCACCACACCCUCAUUCUCCCAUUCGCUCUUCCCCCACACCACCCAUUGCCACAUUUAAAAUGCUGCCUGGCUGUACUUGAAGAACUGGAACUGCAGAGCAAUGGAUCUAUUGCUAGGAGUUGGGAUUAGGCUGGUAGCACUUUUUCAACCAGCCGUACAUGGUAGUCAACUGUAAAGGGCAACAUAGCAUCUCAUAUACAUUAUCCAGAAACCAGACAGUGGUGGUAGAGUAUACCCAUGAUAAAGAUACGGACAUGUUUCAGAUUGGAAGGUCCACAGAGAACCCCAUUGACUUUGUGGUAACAGACACUGUUUCUGGUAGCCAGAGUAAUGAUGAGACACAAAUCACUCAAAGCACCAUCUCCAGAUUUGCGUGUAGAAUAGUUUGUGAUAGAAACACACCAUAUACUGCUAGGAUUUAUGCUGCAGGAUUUGAUUCAUCGAAAAACAUAUUUCUUGGUGAGAAAGCUGCUAAAUGGAAAAAUCCUGAUGGCCAUAUGGAUGGGUUAACAACCAAUGGAGUAUUAGUAAUGCAUCCUAGGGGAGGAUUUACAGAAGAAUCCAGGCCUGGAGUGUGGCGGGAAAUUUCUGUUUGUGGAGAUGUCUAUACGCUGAGGGAAACGAGAUCAGCACAGCAAAGAGGAAAACUGGUGGAGACUGAAACCAAUAUUCUUCAAGAUGGCUCGCUUGUUGAUCUUUGUGGAGCAACGCUUCUGUGGAGAACAGCAGAUGGCUUGUUCCAUACUCCUACCCAAAAACACAUUGAGGCUCUUCGACAGGAGAUAAAUGCUGCUAGACCUCAGUGUCCAGUUGGUCUUAACACCUUAGCAUUUCCCAGCAUUAAUCGCAAGGACAUUGUAGAAGAGAAGCGGCCAUGGGCUUAUCUCAGCUGUGGGCAUGUCCAUGGUUACCACAACUGGGGACAUCGCAGUGAUACAGAAGCCAACGAGCGGGAAUGUCCCAUGUGCAGAACUGUGGGUCCAUAUGUACCCCUUUGGCUAGGUUGUGAAGCAGGAUUUUAUGUAGAUGCUGGUCCUCCAACACAUACAUUUAGCCCAUGUGGACAUGUGUGUUCUGAAAAAACAGCAAAAUAUUGGUCACAAAUUCCAUUGCCACAUGGUACUCAUGCAUUCCAUGCAGCGUGCCCUUUUUGUGCUAUCCAACUGAAUGGAGAACAAGGCAUCAUUAAACUAAUUUUCCAGGGACCAAUUGACUGAUGAAGAGUUGAAAGAGGACAAACAAAACUUUUUGGAAAAUACUGUGAAAAUGAUCCACUGUGGCUGUAUCUCCACUAUUCCUGGUUAAUCUUUUGAAAAAGUUUGGGGGAGGAGUUGGGGGGACAAUGAUGAGAUUGGUGGGGGAUGCAGGUUUCAGCAUUGCAGAUGAUGAUUAAUAGUGCAGGGUUUAGAGGUGCCAUUCAUAAAAGCCACAACUAAAAAGAAGAGUUAUCCUAUUGUUCUAACCUAUUUUGCUACAAUGUGCCCUUUGUAUAGUUUUAUAAUUUAUAUGGUUUUAAUAUAUUGUGUUAUAUGCUUGAAUGGCCUGUCGGGAUAAAGCUGUAAAUCAUUUUAUGGCUAUUGUGUAAGCUUAGCAGUAAAGUAUUACUUAGAAAUGCUUUCUUUUAGUAAGUAUGUUUAGUAAUGACCUGCUCAUUCACUGCAAUUUGGUUUAAAUUCUCAGGUGUGUAGAUAAAUAUUGAGAAGCUAAAUUCUGCACAGAGAUCAAUGGCAGGGUGGACUUGUGUUUUCUACCUACUGAAGUAUUCUUUACAAGCUUUAAAAAUCCUUUGCAAAAAUGUUGCUGAAAUUCUUUGCAAUAUUGUACAAUGAAAUUACUCUGAUUUUUGAAUGAAGGGAUCAGCUAUGAAGUCUUACCCCAUCUUAAGGUACACAGGGAAAUAUUGUGACAGUUUAACUGAAACUGAGUUAUGAAUUUUGUUUUUACCAGUUAUAUUUUACCAUAUGCAGUUAUAUCUUUAGUGUGACAUUGAAUACUAUUUAUAGUUCCAAUAAUUGCUGCUGUUUCUGUUAAUUAAAUUGCCCAUCUUCUGUUUUAGGUCCAUUUUAAAUAUAACAAACUGCAAAUACUGCAUAAGUGUCUGUAACAAUUCGAGGAUGGAAUUUUUAAUUAAUAGUACAACAGAGUAGCACGAGUCUUAACAGGAUCUGAGCUGUGAGCAUACCUUGAUGGCAGGUCGUAAUAAUCCAGAAUCUUUGCAACUUCCAUAAUGGAAAGGUUAUCCGGAAUUUAAAAUAGUUCAACAGCUGAAUCAUAAUUAAAAUAUUUAUUUAUAAUGCAAAUGUAGCAUUUUAGACCACUCAUUUGAAAUGUUUGCUAAUAAUUCCCUAGGGUUAUUUUGUAAUCCUUUUGGGGAUAGCACGUAGAUUAGUAUGUACAAAAGUUGAGAUGUAACUUGGUAAAUAGCCAAGGUCAUUGAUUCAAGAUUCAAAUACAGGCAUUUAUUCCUUCUCUCACUAUUUACUUUGAUGUGUUUUUUUUGGUAAAUCUACAAAGAUACUAUUAUCUUCACAAACGAGUUUCUUGAAACAAAACUAAAAUAAAACUCUCAUGGCAGAAUGGAAAACUAUCUUGAUUUAUAAAACUUUGUUUUGGUCUGUAUUAUGCUUGCAACUACUUCAUUGAAGUUAAGAAACAGAUUUGCAUAUUAUUGAUUCCUUGUUGAUACAAACUGAUUGUUUUAUCUGCUUAUUAUGUACAGAAUAAUUUGGAGGCUUGAGUAUUAACAUGUGCUUCUGAAUGUGACAUUAUUCAUAUUAUUGCAAUUUCCUAAUUUUAGUUUGGAUUAAAAGUCAAGUGACAAGAUCUUACCCUUUAGGAGCUUGUACUUUAAUCUUCAGUUACCAUUGGUACUUUCCACUACAGGUGGAAAAUAUGCUCAUAGAAGUUCAGUAAAGAUUAAUAUAUUUACUCUCCAUUUUAAAAUUUUAUAACACUGCUGAUUGUAUAUAAUUUAGCUGUUACAACAUGUUAAAAAGGAAGUACACAAGGGAUUAUUUAAUUCCACUGGGCAUAUAGAAAGAUUAACCCCUGAAUGACUAAUUAAGUAUUAUAGUGAAGUGUUGAGUACUCAGCAAUAUCAUUAUAAAUCUUGCUGGAAAAAUCCCAGUGAGGGAAGUAUUACAAAAUUGCUGGAAAAGUCCAUGUUUAAUUUGUCAGUAUUCAGCAUAUAUGUUGACCUUGUCACAUGAUCUGCAGCAAAUUCCAUUUGUUGUAAAAAAAAGAUGCAAAUUUAAAAUUGCAAUUGUCAGUGCAAAGAUGGCCUUUUGAUUGAUUUUUAUCAAUUGUCACACCAUUGUUAACUUCUGAAGAGCUUUCUGUUUAAAAUUUCAGGACAUUGCCUCAAAGUGUGUACCAUUGAAAUUUCCCUAGUUAAAAUACAAAUAAAUAAAGCUUGGUUCGGUAACAACCUUGCUGGUGCCUAAGAUGCUAACUGAUUUCUUGUGAUGUAUCACAUGCUAAUAAAGGCAUUUUCA
Pristis pectinata (smalltooth sawfish) is the source of this 4765-nucleotide messenger RNA. RefSeq names its product E3 ubiquitin-protein ligase pellino homolog 2. Lineage: Eukaryota; Metazoa; Chordata; Chondrichthyes; Rhinopristiformes; Pristidae. The transcript has 6 exons. The record is from RefSeq and is a predicted model, not a curated record. Gene Ontology annotation, biological process: regulation of Toll signaling pathway; protein polyubiquitination. The coding region runs from base 1430 to 2488 and encodes 352 amino acids. Gene Ontology annotation, molecular function: protein binding; ubiquitin protein ligase activity.